This is a messenger RNA of Enhydra lutris kenyoni (northern sea otter), 1331 nucleotides long. RefSeq names its product zinc finger FYVE-type containing 21. NCBI's taxonomy places the organism in Eukaryota, Metazoa, Chordata, Mammalia, Carnivora, Mustelidae. The transcript has 8 exons. The coding region runs from base 49 to 807 and encodes 252 amino acids. The record is from RefSeq and is a predicted model, not a curated record. Gene Ontology annotation, molecular function: metal ion binding.
CCUGGCGGGGCGGGGGUCCGGGCGGCUGGCGAGCGCUGUGGCGGCGUCAUGUCCUCCGAGGUGGCCGCGCGCCGCGAUGCCAAGAAGCUGGUGCGCUCCCCCAGCGGCCUGCGCAUGGUACCCGAGCACCGCGCCUUUGGCAGCCCCUUCGGCCUGGAGGAGCCGCAGUGGGUCCCGGACAAGGAGUGCCCGAGGUGUAUGCAGUGUGACGCCAAGUUUGACUUUCUCACCAGAAAGCACCACUGUCGCCGGUGUGGGAAGUGCUUCUGCGACAAGUGCUGUGGCCAGAAGGUGCCGCUGCGACGCAUGUGCUUCGUGGACCCCGUGCGGCAGUGCGCCGAGUGCGCCCUCGUGUCCCACAAGGAGGCCGAGUUCUACGACAAGCAGCUCAAGGUGCUCCUGAGCGGAGCCACCUUCCUCGUGACGCUGGGAGACGCCGAGAAACCAGAGACGAUGGUUUGCCGUCUGUCCGGCAACCAGAGGUACUUGCUUCUGGAAGGGGACAGCCGCCACGAGAUUGAAAUCGCGCGCAUCUCGGCGGUGCAGGUCCUCACGGAAGGCUUCCCGGCCCCAGAAAAAGACUCUCACGCUUACACCGGCCUCCUGGGGAGCCAGCCCGUCUCUGAAGGAGGCAACGUACGGGCCACAGGCAUGUCCCUGCAGUGCACGGCACCAGGGGCAGAGGGCACGACCCAGCUGAAGCUGACGGCCGGGGAGGACGCCAGCGCCGGCCGAAGGCAGUCGACAGCGUGGCUGGCGGCCAUGCACAAGGCCACCAAGCUCCUGUACGAGUCACGGGACCAGUAACCGCGCAGGACGGCCCGCCGGCGUGGAACCGCGGAGCCUGCUCUCCGCACGCACAGGCAACUAACCCGCCACGGGCUGGGACGCGCAGCCAGAGUGUCGGGGAGGCGAGCGCUUGCUUAGCCAGUGCAGGUUCACAGUCUACUGAUGCCCUGAACGGCCUCACGCUUUAGAGUUCGUCACCUUGUCCACACUUACCUGGAGGUGGGAGAGGUGGAGUCACACUACUGCCAACUAUUUUUAGCAUACCUUAAACCACGUUUUUAUGGGUGCCCAGGUUUACUAGAAGGUUCUGGUCCCCCCGUGGUCCCUGGCAGCACGAGGACACAUGCUGCUUUCUGGGUGGCCUGAGCCCGAUCGUAGGCCGCUCGCUUCCCGCAUCACUAACCUGGGCUACGAGCAAACCUUUGAUACUCACUGAGGGGGAAGAGCCCGCUUUGCUUUUUGUACUUUUCACUUACCGUUUCACUUUAUUAAAGUAAUCGUACAACAAUUUGUAUAUAAAGCUUAUGAUUAAAACCUAUUUU